AUGGGCCCCAGGAAUGACCCCCGGUCCACCGUCGCGGAUCUCGAGAUCUAUCUAUUUGGAAUUACCUUUCCGAUUGCGUGCGUGCUCUGCAUCGCGAUUCUGGUACAGCGUAUCAGACGGCGUGUCCGAGGCGGGCGAUUCACACCAACAGCAGCCCCCAAGAGGCAAAUGGACCCGAACCCGCCCAAUUACGGUGGCAAGGAACGAGCAGACCUGGCGGUGGUGGGCCGCGAUCCCUCGACGGACGCCCACCCGCCAUCAUCACCGCGCGACGGCCUGCCGUCUCUUCCUUCGGCCUGCGAUAUCCUGCAGCCGCUGUCCCAACUGACCCCGUUGCCGUCGAGUGGUUAUCUCGCCGCGGUGCUGAGCCGCGAGCGGCGGGCCCGGGCCACCACCACCACCACCACCACUGCCGCUGCCGGCGCCGCCGCGGCGCCAGCGUGCCUGGCGGCCACAGGCGACGUGCUAGGCUCCGUUGAUCCACCACCGCACGCUAAUGGCGUGCCUGGCCGCGGCGAGGGCCGCGGCGGUGGUGGCGCGCGUUCAAUAGAGCUGGCGUGGUCAGAUCGGACGCUCCGUCCGUCUGGCUCGUCUGACGAGUCGUGCGCGGCGCUCGACGACCCGCAGUCGAGUGCCUUCUCACCGACUGGGUGGCGUCCAGAUGAUCUCCCCGAACUGGCUGGCGGCGUGUCUGGGGCGGGCGAGCCGCAGCCCGUCCAGAAGCGCAGCCAGACGGUGCAGCAUCUAUACGGCGUGGACGAGGAGGGCGCGCGCGCGUGGCGCCGCGUGAUGAUGGAGUACAGCUAG
Molecule: messenger RNA, 807 nt
Organism: Aspergillus terreus NIH2624
Lineage: Eukaryota; Fungi; Ascomycota; Eurotiomycetes; Eurotiales; Aspergillaceae
Exons: 1
Coding region: 1-807 (268 amino acids)
Source: RefSeq, a predicted model, not a curated record